AUGAAACCCCUGCUGAAAGCCGUGUGUCGUGAGCUGGUGACGCAGAGCACAGUCCAGCAGUGUCUCAAACCUGAAAGAGCACUGGGUGGAGAUGGGCCAGGAGAGAAAGAAGGAUGCCAAGACAAGUCUGAUCAAGGCGAAGUUUAUUGCAGGCUUGAACCACUGGUAGUACUGCAGAACUGUCCCAGUGGGCAGUGUGUAUCAUCCAGAGACACUUAUGAUCGAUGGGACAUUCAUUUGUGUACUGUUGUUCAUUCAAGCUUGCAGGAAUGUAACAUGUUCAGAUCACAGCCACCUGGAAGUCAAACCAUGAAUUACAGCCUUGUCAUAAAUAUUAAUGCUGCUUUUUUGUAUGGUCUUGGUUUGGUCUACUUCUACUAUAAUGCAUUUCAUUGGGCGGUUAAAGCAUUUCAAGAUGUGCUUUAUGUUGACCCUAGCUUUUGUCGAGCUAAGGAAAUUCAUUUACGACUUGGGCUUAUAUUCAAGGUGAACACAGACUAUGAAUCUAGUUUAAAGCAUUUUCAGUUAGCAUUGAUUGAUUGUAAUCCUUGUACUUUGUCCACGGCUGAAAUUAAAUUUCAUAUUGCACACUUGUAUGAAACCCAGAGGAAGUAUCAUGCUGCAAAAGAAGCCUAUGAACAACUUUUACAGACAGAAAACCUUCCUGCACAAGUAAAAGCAACUGUAUUACAACAGUUAGGUUGGAUGCAUCACAAUAUGGACCUAGUAGGAGACAAAGCAAUCAAGGAAAGCUGUGCUAUUCAGUAUCUCCAAAAGUCAUUGGAGGCAGAUCCUAAUUCAGGCCAAUCUUGGUAUUUCCUGGGAAGGUGUUAUUCAAGUAUUGGGAAAGUUCAAGAUGCCUUUAUAUCUUACAGGCAGUCUAUUGAUAAAUCAGAAGCAAGUGCAGAUACAUGGUGUUCAAUAGGUGUACUCUACCAACAGCAGAAUCAGCCCAUGGAUGCUUUGCAGGCCUAUAUUUGUGCUGUGCAAUUAGACCAUGGGCAUGCAGCAGCUUGGAUGGACUUGGGUACUCUGUAUGAAUCCUGUAGUCAACCUCAGGAUGCCAUUAAAUGCUACUUAAAUGCAACUAGAAGCAAAGAUUGUAGUAAUAUUUCUACACUUGCAGCAAGAAUUAAGUUUUUACAGGCUCAGUUGUGUAACCUUCCACAAAGUAGUCUACAGAAUAAAACUAAGUUACUUCCUAGUAUUGAGGAGGCAUGGAGCCUACCAAUACCCGCAGAGCUUACCUCCAGGCAGGGUGCCAUGAACACAGCACAGCAGAACAUUUCUGAAAAAUGGAAUAGUGGUCAGAUUGCUUCACAUCAUCCAGUACAGCAGCAAGUUCAUUCGUGGUGUUUGACACCACAGAGAUUACAGCACUUAGAACAGCUGCGUGAAAAUGAGAAUAAUUUAAAUCCAGCACAGAGAUUGAUGCUGGAACAGCUGGAAAGUCAGUUUGUUUUAAUGCAGCAACAAAUGAGACAAACAGGAGUUACUCAGGUACAAACCACUGGAAUUCGUAAUGGGCCAGUAUCUGACUCAUCACUGCCUGCAUACUCUUUGCCUGGCCAGCAACCACAUGCAGCUUUGACCAGAGCAUCUAGCAUCUUUCAGUAUGGAGUUCGCCCUACUUGUCUUGAAAAGCAUUUGUCCAGUGGAUCUUUUUCUGCGGGCUCUGUUUCUUUCAGCACAUCAAAAACUCUAGGGAACACAGACACUAAUUUGGUAGGUGAUAAUUAUGUAACAGGAAAUGGAAGUAAUGGAAAUGUGCCUUACCUGCAGCAAAACACACUUACUCUACCUCAUAACUGCACAAACCUGACCAGCACCAUAGGAGAGCCACGGAGAAAACAAGUGUCGGACUCUGCUCAG
Molecule: messenger RNA, 1872 nt
Organism: Fukomys damarensis (Damara mole-rat)
Lineage: Eukaryota; Metazoa; Chordata; Mammalia; Rodentia; Bathyergidae
Product: lysine-specific demethylase 6A-like
Exons: 15
Biological process (GO): heart development; regulation of gene expression
Cellular component (GO): MLL3/4 complex
Molecular function (GO): histone H3K27me2/H3K27me3 demethylase activity; chromatin DNA binding; RNA polymerase II cis-regulatory region sequence-specific DNA binding
Source: RefSeq, a predicted model, not a curated record